Molecule: messenger RNA, 2883 nt
Organism: Stylophora pistillata
Lineage: Eukaryota; Metazoa; Cnidaria; Anthozoa; Scleractinia; Pocilloporidae
Biological process (GO): ephrin receptor signaling pathway; axon guidance
Cellular component (GO): plasma membrane
Molecular function (GO): ephrin receptor binding
Source: RefSeq, a predicted model, not a curated record
UGUAUUUUUUUUACUCUGCAUUAUCUUAUGAUGUAUUUAUUUGUUUAUGAAAUUUUUUGUCUACAAAGAGGUGUUACACUAUAAGAAGAGGGGCUGAGUUUGUAAAAGUCUACACUGAACUCUGCGGUGACUGCAUUUUACUUUGAUAUGCAUUGACCUUUCUUGAAAGUGAACUUUUUUUGCCAGGGUCAGUUAAUGUGGUUUUCAAGAUAUGAUUCAUCUAAGCUGCUUUUGUUGGCCCAGCUUGAUUUUUUCUAAUAAUUAAGUAUAUUUUUUCAGAGGGAAGGAAAAUUUGUAUAAUUUGACUGUAUUUAUUGAAAGAAAUGCCCUUUUUUAUGUUUUGCACUUAUAUUGUUUGGGGAAACAAAAGUUUUUUGUUUGGCUUAGGUCAAAUCGAAAGCAGAGGAUCUGUUAGUUUGUGCUACUCUAAGAAGUUUUAACAAAUUGACUUUAAAGUCCCAAACUAACAAAUUAUUUUUUUCAACUGUCAGAUACUGCAUCAGGCUCACAGAGCUCACUGACAAAUGCACAGGGAGGACGCUGUAAUUCAGGAAUGAAAAUGAAAAUAUACGUCUGUAAAAGCAGCUCUGACAAAAAGUGUCCUAAAGGAAACAAUGUGGUUAAUGGUGGAUGGUCUGACUGGAGCAAAUGUUCAAGUGGUCUUCAAAGACGAGAAUGCAAUAACCCUGCCCCAGCAAGUGGGGGAUUAUCUUGUGUUGGUACCAGCCUAAGAAUGUGUUCAACAAAAGCUUCACAAGUGCUUUGUAAGGAAGAUCCAUGUACUAUAGAUCCCACUGUAGAUAGUCAAGCACCAAUUACACCUGGUCUUCCCUCUGGAGUAAUCACAACUGGAGGUAUGCAAAGUUUGAAUCUUUUGUCCAUAAAAUACCAGUACUAGUUGUAAUUAUCUGUUAAUUUUUGACCAACCUAUUCUAGCCUCUGUACAGCUGCCCCCUGACCUCCAAAAGAAAAUCAGGAAGGGGCCUCCUCCCAAUUUUCUUUUAGAGGGCAGGGGUUGGCUUACGCAAGCUAACUUAUUCAUGAAUGACAAACUUGCACAACAGUGUAAAAAUACAACCUUUUAUUCUACUUGCACACAAGAAUGCGGAAGUAAUAUAUGUUAGGUUUUAAACAUCUACAUUUUUACCACUACAUGAUGUUCACAUCUCUUAUAUAAUUGCAUGACAGUGAAACUUUGCAACUACAGUGUAUGUUAAAAGUGGUUUCUCAAAAUCACUUACCGUUUAAAAAAAAGUUGGCAACGUUUCCUGGUUUAACCCUGAACAUUGUGUUUACUGUUAGUGGUUUCUGAAUCAAAGAUUAUUUAUUCAGAGAGCACUGUCUGACAGUCAAUUUAACCACUGUCUUGUCUUUUUCAUAGUUAAUUCUGGUGAUGAAUUGCAGUUAAGCAGAGGACUUUUUGUUGGAAUAUGUGUCAUCAUAUUUAUAGUGGGGAUCUUAAUUGGCGGAGUCAUUGCUGCUCUAGCAUGUAGAAUUUCUAGAAACAAGUAAAAAAAAAGUACCGGUGUCCCUUUUACAAGAGUUCCUAGCAAAUUAAGUAAUUUCUCUCGUCCAACCUCAACAGUUUCUUCGUUAUCCACAGUUAGUGAGAAUGGACAUAUGGUGCAUCCUUAACAUUAAAAUGUAACUAUUAUCAAAACAUGUAGCUCUUACCCUCUGUGUAUCCUUUAGUGACCAAUUAGGUAUUUUUUCAUACAGUAAAAACUUAUUUCCAAGCAAAUUGUUGAUCACAAGGAAUAUUAUUUGACUUAACACAAAAUCUGUUGGCUGGGACUAAACCUUAUUGAGAUUUUUGGUGUGCACUAUUUUGAACUUUCCAUUAUUCUAAAGCCUUAAGGGUAAAAAAAUAUUUAGUUAUAAUAUUUAGUAAGUUAUUUGGUAUCCUUUAUGAGAAAGGUCUAAGGUAUUUGAAACUAACCAAAUUUAAUUCUAGAUAAAAUGGCAUCAUUAAAUAAAAUCUUACAUUCUGUAGGGCUCGACACUAACUUUUCAACUUACUAGCCCAGUGGCUAAUGACAUCUCAGAUGGUACGACAAUUUCAGUUUGUUUACUAGCCAAACUGGCUGGUGGGAAUGGAAAACCACCGGCCAAAACUGAAUUUCUACUAGCCUGUGGCUGGUCGGCUACCGUUAGUGUCGAGCCCUGCUUUCUGAUCCGUUAACGACACAAGGUAUUUAGUGUGCACUUUGAAAACAAGGCUAAGUGGUAUUUUUUCACAUCUAUGUAUACAUAACAACCAUAAGUAAUGCUGUUUUCUUUUUUUUCUCAUUUUUAUUCAAUUAUGUGAUUCAAGGAAAAUUCACUACUUGACUCAUGAAUUCCGUGUUAAAUUGCACUUGAAAAGCAAUAUCACACACAUUGCUUUGCAAUGCGUUUAAUAUCAGAAUUCACGGGACAAGUAAUGAAUUUUCCUAUCUAAUAUUUCAGUCUUAUGAAAAAGUCAUUUAACAAGAGGCCUUCACAUGCACAGCCCAAUUGUUCAAAGGGCGAAUGUUGCUAUCCACUGGACAGAGAUUUAUCCAGCAGAUAGCAUUAUCUACCCUUUGCACAACCUGGAUUAAGGUUCAACGCAUCUCUAACACUUGCAUUUUUGGAUAGUGUAUUUUCUUGUACAAAGUUUUUAAAAAAAAAAAAAAAAUUGGUGUGAUUGGACAUUUCAGUGUCCUUUCUGAAAAAAGAAUAGAAGUCAGGUAAGAACACAAUGAAUUUUAAUGUUUUACAGAUUGUUUUAUCAGUAGAAUCUAUUUGGGUGUGCCUGACCUAUUCAUACUGUAGCUAAGUAUAGUGAUUUUUAGUAUAUACUAAAACAGAGGAUAGCGUUGAAGGCGCACUCUGAUUGGCUAGUCAAACUCCGAAUAUCCU